CUUAAUGUUUAGGGUAUUUUUUCUUAAAAAUGAAAUUCCCCUAAUAUAUUUUUUAAAAAAAAAUUAAAACCAAAACCCCCCAGGGUCUCUUCUCCGGCGACCCACCCCUCCCCUCUCCCCUUGCACUCUUCUCUUCCCCGGCAACUAACUCCGACCCAUCCUUUCCAUGGCAAUGUUUUUUUACGGUCCAGAUUGCAUCUCGGAAUUUAAUUAACAAAAACCAUGGCGGGAUUAAACCUCCGUUCUGUGCUUCUGUUCUCUGCAUUUCUUCGAUUGUUCCUGGUCCUCUACGGCGAGUGGCAAGAUGCCCACAUGGAGGUCCGGUACACCGACGUCGACUACCUCGUAUUCUCCGACGCCGCAGCCCUCAUGGCCAAAGGUGAAUCCCCUUACCAGAGAUCCACCUACCGCUACUCACCCUUCAUCGCCUUUCUCCUCAUCCCCAAUUCCUUCAUUCAUCCUUCUUGGGGCAAGUUCCUCUUUUCUGCAUCAGAUCUGCUCGUGGGGUUUCUGAUACACAAAAUCUUGAAGCUAAGAAGGGUGCCGGAGAGAUUAAUUACCUGCUCGGUAAUGGUAUGGCUAUUCAAUCCAUUCACAUUUACAAUUGGAACUCGCGGAAACUGUGAACCCAUUGUUUGUGCCAUUGUCCUUUGGAUCAUUAUCUGUCUCAUGAAAGGUUCUAUUCUGCAAGCGGCAAUUUGGUUUGGGUUUGUUGUCCACUUGAGAAUAUAUCCUAUUAUUUAUGCACUACCCAUAAUUUUGGUUCUUGAUCCUUUAAACUUUCAGCCUUGUACCACACCUGCACUUACAGAUUGGAGUUCUAUAAAGAAUCCCCAGGCAGCAGAUGGUUCUUAUCGCGGAAAACGUUCUUUUUGCGCUUUCUUGAUAAACAUGUUGUCUUGGAGGAGAGUGAUGUUUGGACUUGUUUCUGGUGCUGUGUUCUUUAUGUCAACUGGGUUUUUCUUCCAUCUGUAUGGAUGGGAGUUCUUGCACGAAGCUCUGCUAUAUCAUCUCACUCGCACUGACCCAAGGCACAAUUUUUCCAUAUACUUCUACCACAUAUAUCUCAACUAUGAACGUGAUUUCUCAGUCUUGGAAAAGCUAGUCUCUUUUCUUCCUCAGGUUAUGGUCCAGAUUGCACUGAUCUUCUCUUUUGCCCAUGACUUCCCCUUCUGCUUUUUUGUGCAGACGGUUGCAUUUGUUGCUUUUAACAAGGUCAUAACAGCUCAAUACUUUGUUUGGUAUUUUUGUCUCCUGCCAUUGAUACUGCCUUGGAGUAAGAUGAAGCUGAAGGGGAAGGGAUUGGUUUGUAUUCUUGUGUGGAUUGGAGCGCAGACGCAUUGGCUGCUGUGGGGUUAUUUGCUUGAAUUCAAAGGCAAAAAUGUCUUCAUUCAGCUAUGGACAUCAAGUUUGAUGUUCUUGGCUGCAAACACCUUUGUCCUCACCGCCACCAUAACCCACCACUGCUACUCUCCAGUAUUCUGCCACCCACGGCGUCCAAUUUCAAACAAGUUCGUGAAACGUGAAUAGAGAGAGAACCAGCCAAACACUGCCUUAAUCGCGCAAACCCCAUCUUCUUCAUCAGACGCUACCACCAAAACCCAACAGAUCUUUUGUGACUCACAGGGCCAACUGAUGAGAGGCUCUGGAGGAAGGAUGUAUGAAAUGGACUAAAGAGGCUUUUGCUAUAGAAGAACAAGUUUCUACCACAGACAAAUAAAGGGAAUUUUAUCAAAGGAAAUGUUCCCUGUUUUGUUUUUUAAUGAGGUCCUAAUCUUCUGGUACAUUAUUGAGGCCACAAAAAACAUUGUUGUGACAAGUUUCUUCUCUUCUAUUGAUUUAGAUUCAAAGUUUAUCUAUUCUUCCAUAAUCAUCCAAAAAGUUGAGCAUAAUGUAUGACUCUGAGGGAGAAAUAGCGGGUCCUAGAUCGCGAAACCUUACUUUACAAGUUAAACAUCGUUCACAUAAAGUGUGGCAUGACCCAACAUUUAUAGACAACAAAGUCUCUCCGGUUCGCUACGAAGGUAGUCUUCCAACGGUUUUUUCAAGAUGAUAGUCUAUAAAAUGUUGCACCGGUCAGGAUUUUAUAGAGUGCACCGUAUGCAACCUAUCCGAUUAGAUCAUGAUCUUAUCACUUGCCUGUUUUAUAAAACUCUUGAUUUAGUUUUAAAAUAUAUUAUGUAUAAAUUUACUCCAUAUUC
Cuscuta campestris is the source of this 2201-nucleotide messenger RNA. Lineage: Eukaryota; Viridiplantae; Streptophyta; Magnoliopsida; Solanales; Convolvulaceae. The record is from the annotation of a GenBank genome assembly.